AGUAUGUGUAGUAAUGGGAUUCAUCACACGAAUGUAUGGUCGUAAAGAUGUUGCCUUUGUACAAUACAAGGCCCUCUACAAUAUCUGAUGCUUCUGACCUACCACCUCAAUAUUUGUUUGUUAUAUGGAGUGGAUUUUUUCUUUCUUAAGUAAUCUUUUAGUGUAUUAAUAUUUUGUUUGAAAAGUAUAUACACUUGAGACAAAAGGGAAAGCGAAGAGCAGGCUGGCAGCUGCCACCGCAUGGGGCACAACACCUGCCUACUCGUGAGCAAGUGGUCACAAAAUGUUGUAAUUUUGAAGCCCAGAAGAGUUUCUUGUCAUUCUUAUCUAGUUUAGUCUGAUAUGACAGAUUUGCAUGCACCUCUGCUGGCCUUUCGGGACGUUCAUUUGUUCUCUUAAUCGACUAGGCCUACAGGAGCAUUUUCCUCCACUUUCCUCUUGAGCGCAUUGUACUGUGGCCUGUAUAAAGAAUGUAGAUUGUUUGUUAAAACUUUCAAGGCCACUUUGAAAAACAUGAUUUUAGGGCGCUUAAAAGACACACACAGAGUGCUCGUGUGUCUGUGUGUUUCUCCCCUGCGUGUCUUUCGAGCGCCCUAGAAUCAUGUUUUCGAAAUGGCACCAACUUGCCCAAGAAGUUUUAUUAAAGGGCCCCUCACCAGGCUUCAUAGCAAAUUUUUGUUAUACAGUGGAAGUUGUUACGUGUCCUCUAGGGAGAGUUCUGCCGCAAAUAUUCUUCAAAUCGGCUCAUUGAUAGCCGAGAUAGAAAUAGUUCAGUGCCGCGAACACGUAAUUUCAACAGGCGGGCUCCACUGCAGAGCGAGACUCUCUCUCCACUCGCCCGGUCUAGCCUCCGCGAACGAAAUUCCUUUCCUGCGUUCUCCCAUACAGGACCUCGAGGAUCGCGUGACGCAUACGUCAUGGGCCCCGCAAUCAUUUUUUUUUUGCUUUCUUUUUUUUUUUUUGACCGCGUUGCGCGCGAGCUAAUUGUGAUGUCUCGUUUCGCGCAGCGCGCGCUUUUGCGCGCUGUGCACAAGCACACAUGACUAGCGGAUAAUUCAGUGCUGCACGAAUACUGAGGCAGAACAAGCGGAUCGCAGAGCGUGAUCACGCGCUGGAACACGGUGGAAAAUGACAGUUUCUGUACCUGCGCACGUCACUGCACGACCGCGGGAACAAGCAGACGAAGCGGAAGUACAUCUCUAGCUUCGGUGCGAAGUAAAACAAAAAACACGCAGACAUUUCAUUUGUGUGUUUUAUUAUUUCUCUAAACUUCAAUUCAAGCAACAGACCACACAAAUAAUAGAUGUUGCCUUCAAUAAUUCUCGAAGUCACGUGUCACCACGAGCGACGUCACACUGCGGACACGACUACGUCACCGUCCGGCUUGGAGCGCGGCGGCCGCGUGGAGAAGGAAAAACGGCGUUCGGUUUGAAAUUUCAUUUCUUUCCGCGGCGCCUAGCGAUGUAAUACUUUGCAGACACGAUCGUUGGCGCGCAUUGUAUGCUCUGCGCUUGUGAGCUCUAAAUGGCCAGACCUGUUGAGGUGCCCUUUAAGUUAUAUUUGAAGGCCACUGUGUGAGUCACAGGACCUGUAGAGUGACUGGUGCUCUGGAGUUGAGGAUGAACAGUACUUACUCUCUUUCAUGUUGAAUCGCUGGAACUUUCAGAGAAGUUUGGCAGAUGCCCUUGUAGCUGUCACAUGGGCAUCUGCUACAGGUCUAGUCUAGUUUGCAAUGACUGAAACCUUUAAGACUGCAAUGUGUACAGCCCAAUGGCUGAAUGCGACCUCCGGUUUAGGAACUGCAUACUCUGAAAACAUGCGUAUUUUAAGUGUGUGCUCUUGAAGCUUUGGCCAUGUCUCCCAUUGUGUCCGUGGAUUCCUCAGGGGCGAUUUUGCAAGAGCAGGAAGUGGACCCUACUUCGCUGUUGCUGUGUUGGGGAAGGGUAAAGUGAAGUGCAGCCGUGCAUUCGCAAUCUUCCAGGGCCCAAAGUGUCGAUGGGCGCACGCUGUUGCCGUGCUGCUUGGCACCUUGCUCGCACAACUGCGCCUCGCUAUGCCCGGGUAGGGUGGAGUGGAGAGGAUGAGUCUGGAGGGAAGGACGCGUGGCAAAAACAGACAUAAAACGGGCACAGAAGAAGACGGCUUGCCGCAGUUAUUUUGGGCUACUCGGGGAACCAAGGCUCGCCGGCAUGGCCCGGGUCUUGGGGCGAGACUUUCGUCCUUUCCUCCUCGCCGCCGGUGCACGCGCUAGCCUUCACUUCGGAAGGCCGCCGAUGUGCGAAGAAAGGAGGGAGCAUCAUGAUCAUGGCGACUUCCGCUGGUUCUCGGUCGACUUCUGCAGCUGCUUCGUUUGUCCUGAGGAUCCCAUCCCAUCAUAUCCAGAAAUUCCGGAUAAGCCCCUGACCAGGCGUACGUUGUCCACUACAGAUGCGCUAGGCGUUGAGCUUGGCGAAAGGUCGCGAUGGAGUACGCCGUCGAGGGCGAGUUCCUGCGGGAACGGUCUCCACAACCGCACGAUGAUGACGACGACGCCGAGAGCGAAGACCCGCGAGCGUUCAUCGGCUUCUGGCCUCGGGCGCUGGUCGACAGCGAGGCCCCGGACUUGGAGCAGGGACCUUGGGCGUCACUGCCAGACGUCCUCCUGGAGACCGUCUACAGCAUGGUUCCUAUCGCCGACCGGUACGCCAUGUCGCAGGUUUGCCGGAACUGGUACCGAGUCUUCUACUCGCCCCGGGUCUGGUCCGUGUUCGUGCUCGACGACCGAACCAUGACGCGGCGCAAGUUCAACUAUUACAUGGGCUACCAGCAUCUGCUCGACCACUACCGGACGCAGAUCUGCGUGCACAAGAUCGGCCGCCACAUCCGGCACCUGCUAAUUCCCGCCAUGUCCAACUUCUUCAACCUGUACGAGUUUAUGGUCAUCAUGGCCUACUUCGGCGAGCGGAAUAAUGCGCUGGGACACCUGCGGCGAUUUGACUUCACCUUCGGCUGCCACCUACUCGGCAACAACUCGGACGGCCAGAGGCACCAGGACAGCGUGUUCGGCACCGGAGGCAAGCUGCUCGAGUCGCUCAAGCGUCUCAUGUGCUGUUUCACGGGGCUGCGUCACCUGGCCCUCACAGACUUGCUCUUGGAGCCACACGAGGCCAAGUUCCUCCUCGACGACGUGGCCGAGACAUGCAUGACGACGCUUCGGACGCUGCGGCUCAUCAACUGUUCCAAGGAGCCGUACCCGUUCCUGCACGCCGGGGUGUUCCUCAACCUGACCGCGCUAUACAUCUCGCCGCAGCACCUGGACGACGACCUGGCUACGCUGCUCAGCUACACAUCUCUGCGAGACCUGCACCUGAUCCAGACCACGUACACGGAGUUAGGGCUCCGCGUGUCGCCCCGGGUAUGGCGAGAGUGCCGGAGGGCGGCGCCCAGGCUCAGGGUACAUCUCUCCGUCGAGGGCACUGUAGCCAAAGAGAUAAUAUGGCAAGAGUAUGCGCCGGUGCAUUCUAUAAUCUACAAGACUGCUUAUAACCAAGUGGGGCCAGAGUCUGCGCUUACGGCAGCCACCUACUACCCCGAGGACCUGAGGACCUACGCAUUUCUUGGGUUGCCCAGAUUCCACAUGGCCAAGCGCUUCGUGGAUAGACCAGAUUCCGCGCUGGUCUUGCUGUGCCGGUCGUGCCGCCGACUGGAGACACUUGUUAUUCGGGAGCGCAUUUCGACGGCCACCGUGCUUCUGCUGGCUUACCACGGCCGCUCGCUGAGGCGGUUCGUUGUGCGCGGUAACGCCGUCAUCAAGAAGUGCGACUGGCCUCGCAACCCGGAGUGGAGCGAAGAGUUCUACGCCUGGCUUCGACACACGGCGCAAUCGUACGACGCAGUCUGCCAAGAAGUGUCGCAGAUUCUUGGCUUUGCCUGGGCGCCCCUGACGGACAAGCAGUUCAAGACCAUCGUGCUGCACGAGUCCGGGAGCAGAGAUUUCUUUCCAGUGUCUCCGCAGUCGUCGAUGAGCGACUUUCGGUUCCCUGCUGCCGAACACAGGCUCUCGUUCUCGUCUAGCGGUUCGUUUUCGCCCAUCUGAAGCUGGCUUCUAGGGCGCGAUGACUGUGGUGAUCGUCACCUGCUGGCGGACGUCUCACGUGCGCAUAACAUUGGUCGGUCCGGAGUGUCCAGCCAUUGUUAAGGGAACACCAAAGAACAACACUAAGUUAAUCUUUCAAAACUCUAUUUUCGUUCAUUUGGCAGAAAAAUAAUACGUGGACUCUUCGUGUUAUCACCUGAAAGUGAUAUGUAAUUUGAUAGCAUUUUGGGUAUUCUAUUAAUCGAUGAUCUCCCACCAGACACUUAAUUCAGAUGAUUUACCUUGUGCCGUGUUUUAGAGUAACCUUUAUGAGCAACAGUAAGUUUUGAGAACCGUAGUCUGUCACCUACACCGCAGGCGAGAUCGAUGUCGCUUUACACGGACCAGCGAAUAGAUUAUUUCUAGCAGGUGCACAUUGUGACGUUACCUCGCGUUGACGCCCAUCCCUCUCAACCUCUGCCAAUCAGCACGACGAAGCGCUUCGAGUUCUCCUAACGACGCAUGUUCGACGCCCUAGCGACUUCCAAGCAAGCGGCGCAUUGCUCGGGCGGUUCGGGAGCCCUACGUCGCCGCACUGCAUCGGCCUGGUGACGCCGUCUCUCCGCGGCAGCGGCCGCUUCGUCUUCGGACGUGACAGCCUUGUUAUGCAAUCGGUGGCGCGGCCUAGAGAACGAGGGGAGUGAUACCGCGCUGUCACGUGACGCUGACUCAAUCGCCUGCCAGUUUCUCAUCCUAUGACGUAUUUUCCCUCACCCUUUGACCUAUUUCCAUCUUCACUUCCUCGCACCUCACCCUCUUCUAGCUGUUUUCGCUCUUAACUCACAGUGCCAAAGAGAACCCUUGAAUGAUAGCUAUAAUGCUAUGGCAUUGAAUAUUUAGUUGCUAUAGAGGAAAGAAAUAAAGCAAACUACCCUUUCCUUGACUUUCGCGCAGAAACAUCGGCGUUAUUACGUAUGUGUGACGUCACGUAUAUCAAGGUAUAUUUUCGUUUACGUGGGCAAUAUUGAGCAGCGAAAGUUCUAGAAACCAGAGGCAACGUCAACUCUGCCAAACAUUUAUAUAUCCUUUUCUCGCUAAUGAAAGCUCUGCUGUCGGCAGAAGUCGGGGGCGGAACCUUAUAAUGGUUCGGAAAGCGAAUGGUUCAUUUCUCUUAAAUAAAUGGGCCGCAACCAAGCCGGACGUGAAAGAAGGGGAGGAUGCUGCCAAUAGACGGGACCCCUCUGAAGUGCGGGUCAUCAUGUUGCACGCCAGUCGAAGAACUGCACAAUGUUUCUGCUUGCUCAUUAAAUAUAAGAUCUAAAUUGAAUAUCUUGCAAGCUUUAAAUUAUAAACUUGCGGUGCCAGGGCGUUUACGCAAUGCUUGAAGUAAUAUAUUAUUGUCAUUCUUAGCAAGUGCAACAUAAUCGUGAAAUGGCUCCUAGGGUCACCUUUACUAACGGUCUGUAUCAAUUUUCCUUUCUUUUUGGUCUUCGUCAUUGGUUCGGAUAUGACUCGCAUGCCGCUGCGCUUCCGUUAGCACUGCGAUGUGCCUCACGGCGCGUUGCGUGAUAAAAAAAAAUUUACUGACGAUUACGACAAUCCUGAACGCAAAAUUUCAUUUCGCGAUUUAGUGGCUGGCGCAGACAAUCUUCCACGUGCGGCAUGUUGCAAACGGGGCGAAGCGUUUCAAAACAAGUAACUCUCAAGUACAAUGAUAGCGGCGAGCAGAGCUGGCGAUUGUCGAAAAUCUGAUCAGUGGGUCAAGCGCGUCGGCUUUUGUACAUGAUUUGGCGAAGGUUCCAGCUUAAUCGCUGGUGCCCGCGUGGCUUCCAGGAAGUACUACACCGUUCGCUUCACGCAUACAAUCAGAUUACAAAAAAGUUUGGUGACAAUAGCUAGCAGAUAGAACUAUCGAUAACAUUCGAGAAACUUCUGAUAUAUGCAGGCGCGUCGUGCAUCUAGGGAUAACGUUUAACAUUUGUUAGCCGAUGAAAAGCAGUGACCGAAGAAAAAGAACAGACGACGCGCGGUACCGUGGCGCCAUCUCCUAGCGAUCGUCACAGAACGCGUCGCGCGCGGCACCAGGCGGCACUAAGCUUUUCUCUUCAUCCUUGGCUGUUGUGCUCGUUCGCUCGGUUACGCUAGUUACACCGCCGACGCUCGCCGUAGCAAAGGGCCAUUAAGAGCUGCCUCGAAAACAAUCGAGCAUGAACUUGAACAUUACUUAUACGGGCUUUGCAUUGCCUGGGCGAAGUAAUAUAAAGAGCGUGGUGCUGGUGGUGCGCGCUGUACUGUGAAAUUGAGAACGAAAGCGCGGCACUUCCCGAACUAGAGCAAAAAGGGCAGACAAAUGAAAGGUCUCUACACUAUUCGUGUCCUGACUACAGUCUCAUCAGCGGAACAAAGUAAGCGCUGGAGCUGGCUGCCAGGGUUGAACCCUUCUGGUUGUUGAAUGGCGAUCUGCGAGCUACGGACAAUGGCGAUAUCAUGAGGAAUUCGAUCUCACCAUGCAAAUACCUCCUUGUCAUUGGCUUCGACAGCCGGGGUCACGGGAAAACUGAUGCAGCCCUUCUAACGGUCAACACAGCAAUUACGAGUGCAACUUCGUGAACAGUGUCGGCAACAGACAUCUAGGCCAUUCCGAUGAAUGCUUCGCUUCUGCCAUACCUCUGGAAGCUGCAGGCCGGCGGGAAGGAAUCGCAGCGCGCAAUUCCUUCCUCUCCGUGGAGUGGCCGCUGGCACGCUUGUACCCGAGUCUCCUCCACUUCGUAACGUAGCCAGCUUAAUGUCUUCUAGAAAGCUGACAGGGACGGUGCAAAUAAUGCUCCGUCAUCCAUUCGAACGCGAAUGAAUAAAUGAAUUUAUAUUUCUCCUGUUUACAACAGAUAGGAAAAAUCGCACUUCCAGUCGUCGUCGACACUGAAAGAGCAUCGCCAAGCAGACAAGUGAUAGCCUCCGAAGCAACGAACGCACGCGCACGCGACGCCCGCAAGUCCCCGAGUCAGCGCAACCGGCGCACGCUGCCAGGGUCGCAAGCCAGCAGUCGCCACAGCAACCGAACCCAAAGCGAACUACCUCUUCGCCGCUUCCGCUAUUUUUGCUUUGAAGAUGACUGGCGGACGCGUGACGUGUUCAUAAUUUCUGGUGCCGCCCCGCUGUCUCCGACAGCCAGUGACGCAAACACAAUUCUGACCAAUCAUAUGAGGCGGAGGGAACCGUUCGCUUUCCGAACCGUUAUAAGAUUCCGCCCCAGGUCGUGGAUACCGUGUAGUGCCGAAGUGUCACUUCUAUCUUGACUUUGGUGUGUUUUCAGCAUCGCGAACGACGCCGGGGGAAGAAUGAGUGUCUCCUAGUUACCUGUUCGAAAAAAGAUGAGGCGUCUUCUUGUACCUCCCAUCUUGUUUAAUGAACAUGCCCAUUUAGUUUUCUUAUGA
Messenger RNA from Dermacentor andersoni, 7488 nucleotides. RefSeq lists its product as uncharacterized. The record is from RefSeq and is a predicted model, not a curated record. Gene Ontology annotation, molecular function: protein binding. NCBI's taxonomy places the organism in Eukaryota, Metazoa, Arthropoda, Arachnida, Ixodida, Ixodidae.